Molecule: messenger RNA, 1081 nt
Organism: Hypomesus transpacificus
Lineage: Eukaryota; Metazoa; Chordata; Actinopteri; Osmeriformes; Osmeridae
Gene: tex30
Product: testis expressed 30
Exons: 5
Coding region: 47-727 (226 amino acids)
Source: RefSeq, a predicted model, not a curated record
ACAGCACGUCGGAAAUUGACAAGAGAACAUACCGCGGGCUAAACAAAUGGAACUGUUUUACGAGGAAAAGCUGCUUGUACCUUUUGGGACGAAACAUCUCGAUGCUGCGUUAACCGUUCCUGCAGAGUCGAGUAAUGUCCGCACAGCUAUGAUACUUACGCAUGGUGCUGGAGGUGAUAUGAACUUCAAACAUCUGGUUUCUAUGGCUCAUGCUGCGGCCUCGAAAGGGAUAGUUUGUCUCCGCUUCACGUGUAGAGGUUUAAAUUUUGCUUACAGGCUUAAGGCUUAUCAUGCCGUUUGGGAUUAUGUUCAAGACCUCAAGCAAUUCACACUAAGAAAAAUAUUUAUUUGUGGCCGAUCUAUGGGGUCUCGUGUAGCCUCUGCCCUGGCCAGGCAGCUCAGUGAAGGGACUGAGGAUACAGUCCAGGGCCUGGUCUGUCUGUCCUUCCCUCUGUACCCCCCAAGCCAGAAACAAACUCACUGCCAGAGGAGUGAGGACCUUCGGGGGCUGCCUGUAGAGGUGCCUGUGCUUUUUGUCUCGGGCACCAAGGACAACAUGUGUGACAGGACUCUCCUGGAGGAUGUGGUGAAGGAGAUGAAGGCCCCAGCUACCGUGCACUGGGUGGAAGGGGCCAGCCACGGGCUCAUACUGAAGGGGAGGGCUGAGGAAUCUGUCAUGGAUGAAGUGAACUCACGGGUCCUCUCCUGGGUUUUGCAGCACACCUGACGCUUUGUGGUCUACUGUUCAUGAAAUAAUGAAUUGAUUUAUGUGUGACUAAGUUGUUGCCUGUUACCAAUAUUGUUUUCCCAAAUAUGACGUGGGAUAGCAUAGAUGUUAUCUACAUCCAAAUAGUAAAUAAACUGUCAAUAAAAUGUUAUCCGACAAUGUAGCAACUAGCCUGUAUGGCAUGGCAGAUGGGUCUGGUUAUAGGCAUUCACAUUUUCUUUCAUGAAGCGUCAUCGCAAAGAGAUCGCUAGAGAUACUUUGCACUGUAUCUUUAAACCAAAUGUUGACGUAAAUGCGUAUUCGAUUCUGAUUGGUGUAUACAUGCACUUCCGUGUUUGUGCUGAGAAUUCAGCA